AUGCAGUCCUCAGGCGUUUCAAGAGCCCAGUUCCCCUAUCCCGAACAGUUGGAUCAACAAACAUCCCCCGAGCGACCCUCGGGGUCUGGCAGUGUCAACACAUCCAUGGCUUCCCAGCAGUCCGGCCGCAGUUCCUCCGCCUCGUCUCGAUCCCAGUCCAGCAAGAACCAGCCCGAUAAGCAAAUAUCCCAAAUCGAAAAGAGCGUGACGCACCUCUUGGUCGCGACAAAACAACUCCUCGAAACCCUAACCCAAUGGUCUCGGAAGCAAGCGUCGGAGAACGACGUGUCGGAUGUAUACGUUCGAUUGGGAUAUGAAUUCAACUUGGCUUGUCGGGCCUUCAGUGCCAUCGGAGUCGACACCUCAGACCUCGGUCCCGUACCAGACCUACUCCGCACCAUACUUGAAGACACUCUUAGUCAAGACGCAUCUUCCCAGAGCCUCGAUAGAUACCUCCCCCGAAUUCGAGAUAUAAUCAUCAACUUGUUAAAAGGGCUGAAGAAGAAGCAAGCUCGCUUAAGGUCCCGGCACCAGCGCGAAGAUGGCCGGCCCGCACCAGCACGGCAAGCCAGUGCAGGAAGCAUCGCUAACGGGCAGGCAAUUGGUCAGUUGUAUGAUGAUGCUGCAGCAUCCACCAUGCCGUCGACAGCCCAGUCCCCCAGAAGAUCGAACCGACGGUAUGGCAGCGGUGGAUCGCUGGAGGAUCAACCGGCCAUGGCUCGAACCUCCUCAGCACCUUCGACAACCGAACCGCGCACGACAAACUACGCCGAAAGAGAACUAUCGCGGCGAGAGGCCCAGCAAAUGCUGUCUCAACCCACCCCCUUCGAUAAUGAUACAACACCCCGAGCCACCGCAUCUAACACCACUGCGCCUUCAACAUAUAUUACACCUACCGGUUUCUCUGCGCCCCCGCCUCCACCUCCGCCAAAGGAGGAUGACGCGUUGGGGGCUUUGCAAAGAAGUGGAGAGCUUGAGCGACGUGCCUCGCGUCGAUUCUCUGCUUAUCAAAUUCAGAAGCAUUUGGGCACAUCUACCAAUGGCGUACCUGUCCUGCCUACUCAGAACUCUCCCAUCCCCAAUCGCGGUCGUGAUGUCCGCGAAUCCUUGAACGCAGUUCGUCUACGGGGCUCAUUUACUCAUACAAGGCAACGAUCGAACAACCGCUUACAGGAAGCCGCCAAGGGGGCGCAAGCUCCCCCACCCGCAAAUAUUCCGGAUGUAGUGGAAGAAGAACGCACUACUCCAUCUGCUGCACCUCCAUUAGAGCCACAAGGGAUCGAUACCGCAGCACCCGAGGCGCCCAGCGAAGCGGUUGCUCAUAUCGAGAAAGACGAUACCGUGGAAUCUGCCAUCGUUCCUCCUCCGAUCAUUCCCGUGCCCCAAGAGAAGCCAACACUCGAAGACGCUUUUGAGCCCGCAAAGCCAGCACCCCAAACCCCGAAGGCAGACUUGUUUGGACCGUCCACCGGGAUCGCAACACCUCUAUCAGCUAUUCAAUUUGCUACUGAGCAACCCUCACCAGGCAAAGAGCUGACGCUGUUCCUACAAUAUAAAAGCAAAAUUAAGAAGUAUGUGCUCCCAGAUGGCAUUGCGGAGCUCACCAUCGGGCGCCUGCAGCUUGCUUUUAUUGAAAAGUUUGCCUGGAAUACCCACGACAAUGGCGUUGAUUUGCCAGAAAUCUAUAUCCAAGACCCGAUUUCAGGCAUUCGACAUGAACUAGAAGAUCUUACCGACGUCAAAGAUCGGUCUGUGUUGGUGCUUAACGUUGAUAACCUUGAUGAGGUCAAGAAACAUUUCGAUGACAGCCUUGGAAGCGUGCGCCUCCUGGUGGAAGGCGUCAAAGAGACGCUUUCUGGCCAAGGGAAUAUCAUCCAGCGGGUUUCGGAUCGCCAGCUUGAAGCUGCCAAAGAAAUUGCUCGCUUGGCUGCUGCUCCUCCAGCCACGUCUGGUCCGGCUGCCGUUGGAGGGAAUUCCAAGGCAUCGAUUGCCGGCAGCGGAACUCAAAUUGCUGAGCUUCAGAGCUUGCGUCGUGACUUGGCUGUCCUGCGACAGACCUACUCCAACUUUACUGCUGAUAUCACCGGUUCUAUGAGUGCAGUCCGUGCCAAGGCAAGCAAGGUCAAGACCGCCGCCGAUGACGUUACCACUCCCUCUUAUGAAGGUGAUGCUGGCCGUGCUCGCGUCAACACUGGCAAGAAGGAACUUGCAGGUGAAUCGGAGCGGCUGGUCGCUCGCGUUGACGAUCUCCAAGAUUUGGUCGAGGAUCUUCGGAAGGAUGUUGUGACUCGCGGUGUUCGUCCUCUUCCAAGACAGUUGGAGGGUGUCAGCCGCGACAUUAGCAUGGUCAUGAAAGAAAUUAAGAAAAUGCAGGACUUCCUGGGUCGCGAGAAGCCCAUCUGGACCAAGAUCUGGGAGAAGGAGCUGCAGCUGGUUUGCGAAGAACGAGACCAGCUUACCAUGCAGGAGGAUCUCGCUGCUGACUUGCAAGACGAUCUCGAGAAGGCAACUCAAACCUUCGCCCUGGUGGAGCAAGCUACGAAGGAGCAGGUCUUGACGAAUGCAACCGGUGGCACCGCUGUCCGAGCCGCAUCCAGGACUCUUGGAAUUGAUCCAACCGUUGAUCCCAUGAAAGCCAAGGACGGUGUCCUGGGCGAAGUUCGUGCUUUGCAACCAAACCACGAAGGCCGACUCGAGGCCAUUGAGCGAGCCGAGAAAGCACGAAAGAAGGAGCUUGAGACUCGGCGAAUCGGUCUUUUCCAGAAGGAACUCGGAGCAUUUGUCGACGAAGGCAAGUUGAAGAAGAGCGGUGGUUUUGAAGAAACUGAGCGUCUCCGUACUGCGAAGGACGACCGCAUCCGCAAAGAAGUUUGGGAUAGACAGCAGGCUCGCAAUGCGGAGAUGGAGAAGGCAGAGGCGGAAGCCGCUGCUGCGCAAGCAGCGGAGCAAAACAACGAGGGUGGGGGUGGUGAUGACCAGCAAGAAGGUGAAACAGAGGCGAAACCGGAGGAUGGAGAUGAGGCAGAGAAGGCAGAAGAGCCCAAGUCGCCAUCUUCUGACACGGAAAAGCCACUCCCCAAAGCGCCGGAGGAGGAAGACACCGCCACCUCCGAACAGCCCUCUACAUGA
Molecule: messenger RNA, 3129 nt
Organism: Penicillium samsonianum
Lineage: Eukaryota; Fungi; Ascomycota; Eurotiomycetes; Eurotiales; Aspergillaceae
Product: formin-mediated actin nucleation enhancer
Exons: 2
Coding region: 1-3129 (1042 amino acids)
Biological process (GO): establishment of cell polarity
Cellular component (GO): cell tip; cytoplasm
Molecular function (GO): cytoskeletal regulatory protein binding
Source: RefSeq, a predicted model, not a curated record